This is a messenger RNA of Vitis riparia (riverbank grape), 4906 nucleotides long. RefSeq names its product ABC transporter B family member 19-like. The coding region runs from base 115 to 4827 and encodes 1570 amino acids. Gene Ontology annotation, cellular component: membrane. Gene Ontology annotation, molecular function: ATP binding; ABC-type transporter activity; ATP hydrolysis activity. NCBI's taxonomy places the organism in Eukaryota, Viridiplantae, Streptophyta, Magnoliopsida, Vitales, Vitaceae. The transcript has 9 exons. Gene Ontology annotation, biological process: transmembrane transport. The record is from RefSeq and is a predicted model, not a curated record.
UUCUAUGUAUACUAAGCCUCCAAAUCUGUCAUAAGGUUCUCAUUGUUUUACUCUCUUCCAUUUCAUGUCUCUGUUCUCUUUUCCACAACUGACCCCCACAAGUUUCCCAUAUCCAUGGCUGACUCCUCCUUUGAGACAGACUUCUCUCUCUCUGGCCACUCCGGCAACUAUCGCCGACGCCACCACCCUACACCCGUUAGAUCCAACCAUGCAUCUAGUUCAUUCACAUGGUUCAGCCCUCUCGACAUGUCUCAAAAUUACUAUCCAAGAAGACUCAGACACCACCCUUCUCCUGCCAGCCCUUUUUCCACAGACAAUGACUUGUCAUGGCAAGGUGAGCUUUCAUGGCAGUUUGAGCCUUCUGGGUGGCAAGAUAACCGCAAUCUAGGUGCAGUAUUGAGCCCUUGGAUUGCCACCCCUUCUUCAGAUAGACACCAGUCGUUCCAGAGGUCAGCCAAUGACUAUUAUCUUUCGCAUACUUAUGGUGGUUUCCAGAGCUUUACUAAUCCAUAUUAUGAGUAUUCUGGCUAUGGUUCAGUGCCAUCCAGGAGGCUUGAGCUCCAGAGCUAUGUUGAUGGGGAUCAUGGAAGUUCAUUUUUUGGAAGGCACUACACUUCUGGUGAGUAUAGCAGGUCUCAUGGAUUUCCUAACUUGGGAGCCAUCAAGGAGGGGAGUCCUGGACAUCAUGGUCCUUUGGCAGACAAGGAUGAGCUUAGUUUGAUCAAACACACCUCCCCUGAGGAGUCUGAACUCCAAAUAAGCCUGUUUGAGACUGAUCUGGGUCAUCACCAGCAUGAGGAUCCGCGCUGGUUUUCUGUAUCCCACGCUUACAUGGAUGUUGAGGAUAACAGCGUCAAUGUCAGUCAUCAUCAUCAUGAUGGUGGGCAUCGUCAUAUAAAGCAGGAGGUGGACAAUCUUGACAAUGGACUGCAUAGUUUUAGUCCUAGUUUUGAGAAACAUGGCCAUCACGGCCAUGGCUAUCAUGACCAUGGCCAUGACCAUGGAGUUUGGAAAUCAACCAGUCAUCAUUAUGAUACUGAUGAGGGGUACAAUGACAACGACCGGGAUUCUGCAUACGAUGAAGAUGAAGACGACGAGGAUGAUGGAAUGGCACCAAGGUCAGUGGGGCUGUUCAGCUUAUUCAGGUAUUCAACAAAGUCGGAUAUACUUCUUGUCAUCUUGGGCUGUUUGGGAGCCCUGAUUAAUGGAGGAUCUCUUCCUUGGUAUUCUUUCCUCUUUGGUAAUUUUGUGAAUAAGAUUGCCAAAGAACCAGACUCAAACGACAAAACUGAGAUGAUGAAAGAUGUUCAACAGAUAUGUCUGCUUAUGGCUGGACUAGCAGCAAUAGUGGUGGUUGGAGCAUACAUGGAGAUCACUUGCUGGAGAAUUGUGGGGGAGCGUUCAUCUCAAAGGAUAAGAACAAAGUAUCUAAGAGCGGUUUUGCGCCAGGAUAUUGGCUUUUUUGACACACAGAUCAGCGCAGGCAAUAUUAUGCAUGGAAUUUCAAGUGAUGUUGCACAAAUCCAAGAAGUGAUGGGGGAGAAGAUGGCUCACUUCAUCCACCAUGUAUUUACCUUCAUCUGCGGUUAUGCGGUUGGGUUCUGGAGGUCAUGGAAGGUAUCUCUAGUAGUCCUCUCAGUCAUCCCAUUGAUGAUGUUCUGUGGUAUUGCUUAUAAGGCCAUUUAUGUCGGUUUAACUGCAAAAGAAGAGGUUUCUUAUAGGAGAGCUGGCAGUGUAGCUGAGCAGGCCAUCAGUUCAAUUAGAACUGUGUUUUCUUUUGUUGCUGAGGAUCAUCUGGCUGAAAGAUAUGCAGAAUUGUUGCAGAAAUCAGUGCCCUUUGGGGUGAAGCUCGGGUUUGCAAAAGGUGCAGGCAUGGGAGUAAUCUACCUAGUUACUUAUUCAACAUGGGCAUUGGCUUUCUGGUAUGGAUCCAUCUUGGUCGCUAGAGGAGAAAUUUCAGGAGGUGCAGCCAUUGCCUGUUUCUUUGGAGUCAAUUUAGGUGGCAGAGGCCUGGCAUUGUCAUUGUCAUAUUUUGCUCAAUUCGCCCAAGGAACCGUAGCAGCAAGCAGGGUGUUUGAAAUUAUUGAUAGAGUCCCUGAGAUAGAUCCCUACAGCCCAGAAGGAAGGAAGCUCCCAAGUAUCAGGGGAAGGAUAGAGUUCAAAGGUGUUACUUUUGCAUACCCGUCUCGUCCCACAGCUGCAAUUCUCCGGUCUCUCAAUCUAGAGGUUCCAUCUUCAAAGACCCUUGCUUUGGUUGGUUCCAGUGGAGGUGGCAAGUCCACCAUUUUUGCCCUUAUAGAGAGGUUCUAUGACCCUGUAAAGGGAAUCAUCACCUUGGAUGGUCAUGAUAUAAGGACCCUGCAAGUGAAGUGGCUUAGAGGUCAGAUAGGCAUGGUAGGCCAAGAGCCAGUCCUCUUCACCACCAGCAUUCUCGAAAAUGUGAUGAUGGGGAAGGAGAAUGCCACCAAGAAAGAGGCCAUUGCUGCUUGUGUUGCUGCCAAUGCUCACAGCUUCAUCUCUGGCCUUCCUCAAGGCUAUGAUACUCAGGUUGGAGACAGGGGAACCCAACUCUCAGGAGGCCAGAAACAGCGCAUUGCAUUGGCUCGAGCCCUGAUCAAAGAUCCCAGGAUCCUCCUCCUAGAUGAGCCCACCAGUGCUCUAGACCCUGAGUCUGAGUCAGUAGUCCAACAAGCCAUUGACAAGAUCUCUGCUGGCCGGACAACCCUUGUCAUUGCUCACAGACUAGCAACUGUAAGAAAUGCGCACACCAUUGUUGUUCUUAAUCACGGUGCAGUUGUUGAAACUGGUAACCAUCAUAAGCUCAUGGAAAAAUCCGGGGCCUAUUACAAUCUUGUCAAGCUUGCUUCUGAAGCUGUAUCCAAGCCUUUGUCAAAACAAGAUGGUAGUAUUAUUAAGGCCACUAAGUUUCCCUCUUAUGAGAGGUCAGUUUAUGAAGUGUCAAAAUCAAAGUACAUGAAUGAAGCCUCAAGAUCAAAGUACUUAACAUCUAUGCAAGAACAAUACAAAGAAGAGGAGGAAGAAAAGCCAGAGCCAAAGCCUGGGAAAGUUCUAGUUUCAGAGAUAUUUAAGUUGCAAAGGCCAGAGCUUCUGAUGCUUUUACUGGGGUUUCUCUUGGGCAUGCAUGCUGGUGCAAUUCUCUCCAUUUUUCCCUUUAUUUUAGGCCUAGCCCUUCAAAUAUACUUUGGCGAUGACACAUCCAAAAUGAAAAGAGAAGUGGGUGUGCUCUCUUUAGUAAUUGUUGGGCUUGGGUUUGGGUGUGUAAUAACCUUGGUAGGCCAGCAAGGUUUCUGUGGCUGGGCAGGCACAAAGCUUACCAAGAGGGUGAGAGACCGCUUAUUCAGAUCCAUACUAAAACAAGAACCGGGUUGGUUCGAUUUCGACGAUAAUUCGACUGGAGUCCUUGUCUCUAGGCUCUCCAUUGAUUGUGUCACUUUUCGAUCAGUUCUUGGUGACCGCUUCUCAGUCCUACUAACGGGGUUGAGCUCAGCUGCUGUUGGUCUUGGGAUAUCAUUCUUUCUUGAUUGGAGGCUAACUCUCUUGGCUGCAGCUCUCACUCCACUCACCCUUGGGGCAAGCUACUUCAGCUUGAUUAUCAACGUCGGACCAAGAUUAGAUAACAGUUCUUAUGCCAGAGCUAGCAACAUUGCUGCUGGGGCAGUCUCAAACAUAAGAACAGUGACAACAUUCUCAGCGCAACAACAGCUAGUCCACACCUUCGAUCAAGCCUUAUCAGAGCCAAAGAAGAAAUCAGUGAAAAGGUCACAAGUCCUAGGCCUAGCUCUUGGAUUUUCCCAAGGGGCCAUGUAUGGAGCUUACACUCUAACCCUUUGGUUUGGUACUUAUCUUGUUAAAGAAGACAAAACAAACUUUGGUGAUGUGUUCAAGAUCUUCCUCAUUCUUGUGAUGAGCUCAUUCUCAGUUGGGCAAUUAGCUGGUCUGGCACCUGACACUUCCAUGGCUGCGACUGCAGUUCCUGCUGUUUUCAGCAUCAUCAACCGCAGGCCGAUGAUCAGCAGUGAUGGAGAGAAAGGUAGGAAGGCUGAAAGAUCAAAACCAGUGGACGUAGAGCUGAAAAUGGUGACUUUUGCAUACCCUUCUAGGCCAGAGGUGACUGUGUUGAGGGAAUUUUGUCUGAAGGUGAAAGGUGGCAGCAUGGUGGCAUUGGUAGGGGGAAGUGGGAGUGGGAAAUCAACAGUGGUAUGGCUGAUACAGAGGUUUUAUGAUCCAAACCAAGGGAAGGUACUGAUGGGAGGAGUUGAUAUUAAGGAGAUGAAUGUGAAGUGGCUGAGGAGGCAGAUAGCUUUGGUGGGUCAAGAGCCUGCAUUGUUUGCUGGGAGUAUUAGAGAGAAUAUUGCUUUUGGAAACCCUAAUGCUUCAUGGGCUGAGAUUGAAGAAGCUGCUAAUGAAGCUUACAUUCACAAGUUCAUCAGUAGCCUCCCUCAAGGUUAUGAAACACAGGUUGGUGAGAGUGGGGCCCAGCUAUCUGGUGGCCAAAAACAAAGAAUAGCAAUAGCAAGGGCCAUAUUGAAGAAAUCCAAGGUGCUACUCCUAGAUGAAGCAAGCAGUGCGUUGGACCUUGAGUCAGAGAAGCAUGUCCAAGAUGCCUUGAGGAAGGUGUCCGAAAGGGCCACAACCAUAGUAGUUGCCCACAGGCUUUCUACCAUCAGAGAAGCCCAUAUGAUUGCAGUAGUUAAAGAUGGUGCAGUCGCUGAGUAUGGCAGCCAUGACACCCUCUUGGCUUCCCAUCUCAAUGGUGUCUAUGCUAGCUUGGUUAGGGCUGAGACUGAAGCCAGUGCUUUUUCUUGAUAGCAAUCAACCCAUUUAAACAUCGCCAAAAUUGACUCAUUAGCUUUAUUACAGAGAAAUCGAACUUCAUCUUAAUAUA